AUGUCGUUGUGUGAGGACGAGGCGUAUCACCACGACUACGAAAAACUCGUCACCAAGGGAUCCUACCAACGUUCCAGAAGGACGCUGCAUCAGCAGAAGAGACGGUCUGCCGACAACGCAAUUCUCACGAAGACGUUGCUCGACCCGGCUGGAGUGUUAAGCAAAAAACAGAAAAAUCGUUUACUCUCUGCACGUGACAAUGAUUUCCAAUUCGAUGUCCCGUAUUCGCUUAACAAACACUGCAGAUGGGAAACCGUAAAUCCUAAGUCAUUGCUUCUGGACAGCACCGAAUAUGACCACGAUGUUUUGGUGGCAGAGGGUGUCGCUAAUACUUGUUCUUCUGAUCCUGAACUUACUUAUCGAGUACAAAAAGUGCAUUUGUUUGGCGAUGAUGCGCUAACUACUCUCUUUACAUCUGGGAAGCCGAAAGAGCUCGCUUUCUUCAAUGAAGCGCUUAGAGAACGGAAGGACACACCAAAAGACGAACUUGACACGGCCAGAAUCCAAUUCAACAUCAUAAAGAAGAAUUCUUCCUCUCUACAUUCAUGCUCAAAGUCGUUAAGGAGAAAGAAAAGAAAAACCUUCCCGGUCAGAAAGUUUGUGAACGAUACGGAGGUAUACGAGGGAGGUUCGGACGAGUCAUUCUCCGAUAGUGAUUCAGCAAUGGAAGAUGAAGCUGGACAGUAUAGGUCGCCAGGUACUUUAGCUCUAAUCGAUUUCAUUUCUGAAAGCUCUUCAUCUACUUCUAACCACGUUUCCUCUACUUCUAAGGAAAGCGCUGAACCGUUUCGGCCGUCGAAGGUUCGCUCAAAAUGUCUAACGCCUCUCGCAGACAUUUCUCAAGUUACUCAUAUGCACUGCAUCUUUGAAGUGUUCGAUAUCCCACGGCGGAAGUUGAAACCAUUCGAUCUACAGGAAAAGGUGUCUUCUUUGGUCCCGAUGCUACACUACGGUUUUUGUGUCGUACGCUGGUUCGACUCGACAAGAGUAUCCGUUUCCAAUCAACCGCUUGCAGAUACUGUUUUCUUUAUAUUCUUCGAAUUAAGGGACAACCUUCAGACACUUAGGUGCCGCAUUAAUACGAAUACGCAAUAUUCUGGUAUUGCCGACAAGAAAGCACUCACUUAUCUAAUCACAAGAGCAAAAGAUUUCGAUGCUUUACUUCACGGAUUAUUGGAUUUCAUAAGCAAAUCGAAGAGGCAGAGUUCUGACUUUGGAAAUGAUAAUCGCAUUAAAAAUUCGCCUGAAAAUUUCAUACAACGAGUGAACAGCCGCAUGAUGGCAACUAGAGCGCAACGUUAUGAGGAACACGACCAGUACGUCUUCGUGAAGGAACACGGUUACUAUGAAGCAACAGACUCCUAUUUUAACAACGAUACUUCAAGAGAAAAGAGCGAAAGUUGUCUGUGUCGCAUUUGUCGAUCAUCGUUGAAGACAGAUCUCUUUCCAUCUGUAGAUGGUGUAAUGUGCAAAGAUUGCAUUACUUCUGAAGUGCUCCAUCAGCUUCGCCUGAAACAAUUUCCUAUUCGAAUUCCUUUAGUCACAGUUCCGGAAUGCUCGCCCAUGGAUCUUCUCUAUGCUAUUCUCCCUGUGCCUGUGAUGUCGACUUUAAUUAAGAUGUCCUUUUCUCAUUUUUAUACAAUUCAAAAUCCUGCUGCUAUGUUCACAUGUUGCCCUCAAUGCUCAAUGUCACUUGUUGUCAACAUUCCUAACAAAUAUGACUGUUGCGUCUGUCCAUACUGCAAAUGCUACUGGUGUUAUCGUUGUUGUUGGGAGCCACACUGGCCAAUGAGCUGUCAAGAAUUUAAAGAGUGGAGUAGGAAUUGGGACGAACAGUAUCCUAUUGAGAGACUUCAUCUGGAUGAAAGCGAGAAAGUCAUUCGUAUCACAUGUGGAUGUUCACAAACAUUUUAUGCUUCCGAGGACAACGCACAUGGUACCUAUUGCCCAAAUAAGAAGUGUCCCAACAAGUUUCGUUUCGAUAAGGCCGGCUUAUUGAGAACUCGUUAUGAUCUGUGGUGUUGGCAUACUGCAAGGGAAAGACAGUUGCUUGCUGGUGAAGAUGGAAAAGUGCCGAAACGGGGAACGCCAACAGAACCACAGGUCCUGUUACCGAAGAGAAUAAUAAAGAAGGAAAUUGCUGCUAUAUGUGCUGAUGCAAGGGAUGUCCGUUUCCAUCAAGAGAAGAGAGUAAAGUUUAAAGAUGUUAUCUUGAAGACUACUCAUUGCAAAUCGGAACAGAACAAAUUUAUUGAUAUCCGAACAACAAUACUUUUGCUCGUUGAGCAUUGCACAGCCUGGCUGUAUAUCCAUCGAAAAUUAUCCGCAGCCCGAGAUUUGAAAACGCUCCCGUCCAAGCUAUUCCAACAACUUAUGAGUGUGGAAAGAAAGAUCGAAGAUGGAAAGCUGGACAUUCUCACUGACAUGAACCUUCUGGAAAGCGAGACACUGAAAUUGAUUUCCGCGUUCGUGAAGCUUUUGCAACUGAAGGUGGAAGCGACGAAGGCUGCACUGGCUGCGAGUGGUUAUGAGACAAUUUAG
Messenger RNA from Necator americanus (New World hookworm), 2541 nucleotides. RefSeq lists its product as uncharacterized. Bases 1 to 2541 code for a protein of 846 amino acids. Lineage: Eukaryota; Metazoa; Nematoda; Chromadorea; Rhabditida; Ancylostomatidae. The transcript has 22 exons. The record is from RefSeq and is a predicted model, not a curated record.